AUGUCUGCAAACGAUGCCAAGGUCGCGUCUCUCGCCAGGCGUUUCAAUGAACCCAGCACGAGCGCGACAAUGGAGCUGGACGACGAUGACAUCUUCGCCGAGCUCGAGGCCGAGAUUGAAAACGACUCGAGCGCAGCGUUUCGCGAGCAUGGGAUGGACCAGCUAAAGCGAGAGAUGGAACACCUUCAGCAAAUGAAGAGCGACGGAUUCGGGCAGUACAGGGAGGUCACCGAUGAGAAGGAAGUGAUCAGGCUUACCGCCAACAAGCCGCGCUGUGUCGUCCACUUCUUCCACCACAAAUUCAAACGGUGCGAGAUCAUGGACAAGCAUCUUGCAAAUCUCGCACCCAAGUAUUUCAACACCCUAUUCAUCCGUGUUUUUGUCGAGAACGUUCCCUGGCUCGUAGAGCGAAUGGGGAUCAAGGUUCUGCCGUGUGUCAUGUCGUUCAUGGACGGAGUGUCCAAAGACAGGAUCAUCGGCUUCGAGGAUCUUGGAAACUCGGACCAAUUCGAGACUGCUACUUUGGAGUGGAAACUGCUCGACAGCGGCGUCGUUCAAAAGGGCGAUUCGGCCGCGCCCUCGGUCACGUACAGUGUGAAGCCAGCAGCGCGGCAACGCAUACGCAGCGGGCAGCAAGACGAGGACUCCGACUUCGAUCUGGACGAUUGA
Messenger RNA from Epithele typhae, 669 nucleotides. RefSeq names its product GTPase inhibitor. The transcript is spliced from 5 exons. The record is from RefSeq and is a predicted model, not a curated record. Gene Ontology annotation, cellular component: cytoplasm. Lineage: Eukaryota; Fungi; Basidiomycota; Agaricomycetes; Polyporales; Epitheliaceae. Bases 1 to 669 code for a protein of 222 amino acids.